Knipowitschia caucasica is the source of this 426-nucleotide messenger RNA. Lineage: Eukaryota; Metazoa; Chordata; Actinopteri; Gobiiformes; Gobiidae. The record is from the annotation of a GenBank genome assembly.
AUGAGGUUGUGUGUGCUCCUCGUCUGUCUGUUCGCGUGCGCAGCGGGCGCGCCCCCGACCUGCUACUCGCGCGCUCUGAGUCUGAGCCGAGAGACGAUGGAUCUGCUAGAACGCGUGCACGUGAGCCCGCGCACGAAGGCCUGUGCUCGUCCCCUUCCCCCCCUCUUCCUUGACGUCCACAACGCCUGUGUGACCCUGAAGCUGCGUGACUUCCUGUAUGUUCUCCUCAAUCACCCUGAGCCCCAGUGCAGACAGCGCCCCCGCCUGGUCAUUCUGAAGCGCAAGAUACAGAUGCUCUAUGACAUUAUCACACGGCUGUGCCACAGGGACCUGGUCUUUUUCACAGACGACUGUGAUGGAAUUGACACUGGACACAGUCGACCGUACAAUGGAGAAGACCGUCUGCAGUUGCUGAUAGAGGACUAA